UCAGUUUGCCUGAAGCUUUCUUCGCGCGUCGUCCUACCGAUGAUGAAUCGGCGCGCCCUCUUUGAUGUGUGCUUUGAACUCGAAUUUUUUUGACCGUCGAGUUUUCCCCGAAAUUCGGGCCUGCAGCGACCCAAAGUGUUGCAUUGAAAAACCUGAUCAGCCGGUCUGGAAAACGGGCAAAACAAUGUAAAAUCGACGGUACCAAGCGCGAAUUUCGAACCAUUCAAAUCGACCAAUCGCAUUCGGCAUGGAGAACCCGGACUCGCCUGAUUCGCUGGCCAGCGAUCAGCUGACCGUCGAUUUACUGAGACCGGCGUCGCGACGACGCCGUCUUGUCAUCGUGAGCGAGGACGAGCGUCGGGACGCGCGACAAACACCCGACGCUCCCAACAACAACAACGACGUCGGUUUCGUUUUGAUGGACGAAGAACCGGGCGAAAAUGGUACCGAGGAGGACGAUGAGGAGCGUUUGACAACGGGGCCGCACGGUUCGCUGGCGCUCAGUGGCGGUUCGCCAGGUUACGGGGCAGGAGCGUCGGGAGGGGGCGGCCGCGGGGCGGCCGGCAGCCUGCACCACGCAGCCGCCGCCGCCGCCAUGCAACACCAGCUGCCGCAGCCCGACUUUCAGCCGCCCUAUUUUCCGCCGCCAUUCCACCAUGCCGCCCCCAGUCCGCCGCCGCAGCAGCAUCUAGAGUACCUGACCGAUCCGUAUGGCGGCCUGUCCGGGUUGCACCACUACAACCAGCUGGGUUUGAGGAGAGAGGGCGACCCAAACCAUGCACAUGUCAGCCAGUUGGGCCAUGGCACCAGUUUCCCGUACAGUGCGCCAGGGGGCGGCCGCCCCGACUACUCAGGGAUUCCCCAAAGACAUGACGACCCCCUUUCGCUCCACCAAGCGCUCGGACAAGCCGUGGAGGACGCUCAAGCCGGUAUUGACGACAACACGGGCUUCAUUACCGAUUUACCGUUGCUCAAAGGCAUGAAAGGGGGUAAGGAUCAUUCGGGCGCCAAUGCGAUGGUGUCUCCUAGUGACGUGUUCUGUUCGGUGCCCGGUCGCUUGUCAUUGCUGUCAUCCACGUCAAAAUACAAGGUGACGGUCGGCGAGGUGCAACGCCGAUUAUCACCGCCAGAGUGCCUCAAUGCGUCCCUGCUGGGCGGCGUUCUUCGUCGCGCGAAAAGCAAAAAUGGUGGACGCAUUCUCAGGGAGAAAUUGGAGAAAAUCGGUCUCAACCUGCCGGCCGGUCGACGGAAAGCCGCCAACGUCACUCUGCUCACCUCCCUAGUAGAAGGUGAAGCCAUUCAUCUGGCCAGAGACUUUGGAUAUGUGUGCGAGACGGAAUUUCCUGCGCGCCAAGUAGCCGAGUACCUGCUGCGUCAACACGGAGAAACGCCGCGCAGAAAAGAACUGCUCCAAGCCACCAAACAAGUGACGAAAGAACUGAUGGACUUGCUCAAUCAAGAUCGAUCGCCGUUGUGUAAUACGCGACCGCAAAUCCUUCUGGAUCCGUCAAUCCAGCGGCAUUUAACGCACUUUUCGCUCAUCAGUCACGGAUUCGGCAGUCCCGCGAUAGUGGCUGCGCUCACCGCCAUCCAGAACUUCCUCAGUGAAAGUUUGAAACAUUUGGACAAAGUGUUCCCAGGACAGAACUCGGGUCAGCAGGGCCAGGGCAUGCAUGUCACGUCUAGUCUGGACAAGGCCAAACUCGACGACAAGAACAAGUGAUGUUGUAUUUCUACGAGACGAGCGUUUUCGCAUUCCAAUAACGGCGAAGAAUCGAGACAACGCCAGUGUUUAGAUCAGUGUUGUUUGGAUGUAUAUUUUUGUCCUAGGCCUAAGUUUCACGCAGGUGAAAACAUAUGUUUUUUAAGAGUUUUUUCUUUACAUAUAGAGAAAGUUGAAAAUCCUGCCAUGUAAUAAAGUGAAUCUUAUCACCGAAUGGUAUCAAAUGAACCAAAAUACAUUCUUGUACCACA
Molecule: messenger RNA, 1974 nt
Organism: Dendroctonus ponderosae (mountain pine beetle)
Lineage: Eukaryota; Metazoa; Arthropoda; Insecta; Coleoptera; Curculionidae
Gene: TfAP-2
Product: transcription factor AP-2-epsilon
Biological process (GO): anatomical structure development; regulation of transcription by RNA polymerase II; regulation of cell population proliferation
Cellular component (GO): nucleus
Molecular function (GO): RNA polymerase II transcription regulatory region sequence-specific DNA binding; DNA-binding transcription factor activity, RNA polymerase II-specific
Source: RefSeq, a predicted model, not a curated record